This is a messenger RNA of Moneuplotes crassus, 1377 nucleotides long. NCBI's taxonomy places the organism in Eukaryota, Ciliophora, Spirotrichea, Euplotida, Euplotidae. The record is from the annotation of a GenBank genome assembly.
AUUCUGCUUCGGUGAAAUCAUCCAAUUUGUCUUCUUUGAAUCGGUUUGGAGUGCCGAUGGGAGGAAAGAAAGCUAAGGGAUUCGGAAGAGUCCCCAGGAAAGCAUUUCAACGAAAAAUGUAUGUAGAAAAUGCUUUACUCAGAGAAUCAAGGAAGAUGUCACAUGCUAGGAACAAAUACAUUACAAACAUGCUAGAGAACAUCUCUGUGGCAGACAAAGUUGUGCAAUCAAGAAAAUCCAAUCAAAGCCUUAGAGCAAAAGAGCACAAACUUGGAGUCCUGACUCCUCUCGCAACAAACAGAUUCGUGAAUACAGACUUUUCAAAUCCUGAAUCUAUUGAUCCAAGACUAAAGACCUUAUCAGCUGCCGGGUUGACGACCAGCACUGAACUUCAGUUAAUAAACAAGGAGCUAGGGAUCCAUCACAGACAAUUUUUGAGGACGGAAAUGAGGGAGCCUAAGAUGAAGUUAAUGCAUAUCCAAGACCCUAAUAAUAAAGCUUUGAAGUCAGUCCAAAAGAUUACUCAAAAUCUGACGAAAUUAAAUGCCCACAGCCAGUCUAAUUGGAGUCAAAGAGAUUUGACAAAAAAGCUGUUAUCAGCUCCUUCUAAUAUUAGUAGGAAUUAUGAAAAAGAUGUUAAUACGAGCAACAAUGAGACAUUGAUUUUGAAUGAGCUCAAACCACAUAUGAGAUAUGAUGAUGUUGCAUCCGGCUCUCCAGUUAAACAAGAUGAGAGAUUAUCAAGGCUUAGGAAGGAAUAUGGAUUCAUUGAUAGAAAUAACCCUCAAAUAAAGACUCUUAAUGACAAGGGGAAAUCUACUAACCCUAAGGAGACAUCGAAGACUGAUAAUAUCAAGAUCCUUGAAUCUAACACUGCUAGGGCUUUAAAUCAAGACCAGAAGAUUAACUAUCUAAUUUUAAAAGAAAGUAAACAUAAGAAGACAGAUGUUCUAGGCCAGAAGUCCAAGAAACCUCCCCAAAAGCUCAACAUUUUCAUGACUCCUUUUAAGACGACUUAUAAUUGAAAUUCUCAGUCUAAUAUCAUUUGGAGUGAUUUCUCAAAGCCAAAGCAUUCAGAGACUAGUCAGAUAAGUAUGAAUGGGAGAUCUUCCACUAUUGAUCCUUUGAACCCCAUGAGAGCCUUAAAAACUCCGAAGAAGUUAAAUAUCACAAAUCCCAAAGUAUUUAAGAAGAUAAAUGGAAUCAGUGAAUUUCAUCAAAUCACCCACUCUUUUAACUCGAAUGCCAAUAAGGACUACCUGAAAGCUCUAGCAGAGAGGAAACAUUUCAGAAGACCCAAAGGAAUGUGCUCUGAGUUUGCAAAGUUGUCCCAGUCCCAGCCAAGAUAAGUAGUUGAUUGAUAUUUGUUCGCAUCAA